GUGUGGUUAACAAGCAAACCCUAACCUUGUUGACGGCGGCGAUGGACGCGGAGCUCGAAUCGGAGCUUGGUGGUGAGGACUGCAUCGGCCACAAGAGGGUAGAUCCGGCGCGAUUCUCCGGCGGCGGUGAUGCCAAGAGGACGCGCGAGGGCAACAACGACCUCGACCGCUCCUCUGUGGAGAUGGAUGACGACGACGACGACGAGGACUGCUCAUCGCCGGAGAAUACCCUCGACCACUAUCGCAAGUUUUGGAUGGACUCGUAUGGCAGCAGCUACUCCUUCGAGGACGAGACUGAAUUUCGUCCCAUGGCCCACACCGACGGACCGAUGCUGCCCCUUCAUGUUGAUCCCAUGCACACUAUGCAGAUCUUCUCCGUGAAGGUGACUCACAUCAGCAGCGCCCUCCAGUGGCCUCUCGAUGUCUAUGGACUUGUUGCCGUGCGUGACUCCAUGGAUCAUAAGCGCAACAUCCUCUUCCGGCGUUGCAGGGAUGAAUGCCAGACCCUCACAUCGCUGCAGGAUUCACUAUUGGAACUUACAGGCCCAAGCCGCGCUGUUCUGCUGUUGGACUGCCCUGCUUUUGAGAUUGACCUCAAAGUGAAGAGCAAAGAAUCAUCAUCGCAAGACAAGACUUUAAGUUACUACGCCUUUAUAUACAACAACUAUGCUUACCAUGGCAACGCCAGCUACGCCAUGACAGAGGUGGUGCCUAGCGAGCACAGCACGAUGGAGGUCAGGUUUGCUCAUCUUCCAAAUGCUGUUGAGGCGACCAUCACUGUCCGUGUUGUCAAGGGAUCGAAUGGUUUCAAGGCGUGCUUUACCGCUCGCACUGAGAGCAUUGAGGAUGAUAUGGUGCUUCUGGACUCCAAGUCUGCAAAUGUGGCUGUUGACAACAGUGGACUUGUUGUAUUGCAGCGCAAUGUUGUUGUCGUGGAGGAGAAGGGCAAACUGAUUCUUGGUGUCAAGGCUGCACAAGCUGAUGGUGCUGUGGGGACUGAAGGUGUUGUUGCCAAGCAGAGAGCGUUCUGUGCAAGGUCCGCUUUGAGAAGUGAAGACUAUUUCGAUCUUGGCUUUAGCAGGCUGCAUGUCGUGAUCGCGUGGUCAAUGCUUCCAUAACUCACGGUUUCAAAGCAGCCAUCUUAGUAGGUAUGGUAUGAUAAUUACCUCGUGACUAGUAGUACCAUGUAUGACUUGUGAACCACACGUUGUGCGGCUCAGAGGGACUAUAAAAGAAGGACACUGCCGGGGAUUCUCGGGAUGAUAAAUUCGUUCCAGACUCCUGCUU
Molecule: messenger RNA, 1287 nt
Organism: Lolium rigidum
Lineage: Eukaryota; Viridiplantae; Streptophyta; Magnoliopsida; Poales; Poaceae
Exons: 3
Coding region: 42-1118 (358 amino acids)
Source: RefSeq, a predicted model, not a curated record